Molecule: messenger RNA, 8292 nt
Organism: Loxodonta africana (African savanna elephant)
Lineage: Eukaryota; Metazoa; Chordata; Mammalia; Proboscidea; Elephantidae
Gene: KMT5B
Product: lysine methyltransferase 5B
Exons: 11
Coding region: 1899-4550 (883 amino acids)
Cellular component (GO): nucleus
Molecular function (GO): protein binding; histone H4K20 methyltransferase activity
Source: RefSeq, a predicted model, not a curated record
UAGGUGCCUGAGAAUAGUCAUUCUGGCUCUGGAGCCUGCAUUAGGGUCACUAAAACACACUGACUGGAGUGUCUGCGUUUUCUCUCCAGUUGGAGCACGUCUUUCCUUAUCUCCUUGUAGUGUGUUUUCUGAAUGAAUUUCUCUGAGUGAGAAUCUUGGUUGGGAGUUAAGGGUUCUCCAUGGAGAGAUGACUUGCUAUUUCUUGCAUCUCUUAAUUGUCUCUAAAGCCAAGUUUCUCUUUUCUAGCCCAUGUAGUUGCACUCUGUAUCUUAUCAUUGAGGAGUUACUAUGACUCCUAAGAGUUGUAAGAACAAGUUAUUCAGUCUUUACCCAUAAGUUGUGUGGUGUCUGUAGGCAUUCUUGGGAUGAAUUUCUCCCAGAGCACUUCACUGUCUCCCCCUUGUUCUUUUUCUCUGGAGGUGCCAAAUGAGGGGGUGAGCCAGAAAGUGUAAUGGCGGGUGCCAGGGAGGUUACUGGGAGCCCUGGUGGUACAGUGGUUAAGAGCUCGGCUGCUAACCAGAUGGUGGCUAGUUUGAAUCUACCAGGUGCUUCUUGGAAACCCUAUGGGGCAGUUGCCCUCUGUCCGAUAGGGUUACUAUGGGUUGAAAUCAGCUCGAAGGAAACAGGUUUGGCUUUUUGGUUAUGGAGGUUACUGGUGGUGGCAGCUGUGAUUCCUGCUGUGUCUCCACCUGUGCAGCUGGCCUCAGGCGCCUGUCGGUCCCUGCGAUCUGCGAGGUGAGGACUGUCUUGCUGCCUUUGACAACAUGGGCAUCUUGAGAAAGAAGAGGAUUUGAAUAGGUCAGAAGUAAUAAUUUUAAUUUACAAUUAAAAAUUAUGUGUAGAUAUGCAGUCUCUGCUAUGUGGUUGAGACCACAGCCUCAUUCGUUUAUUCUUUCAUCAGUUGAGUGUGUCUGAUACACUACGGGCUCUGCUGGAUACUGGGCUUAGAAAUAAGAAAAGCAGAUUCUUGACCUCAGGAGCUCUCGGUCAAUUAUGGAUGCGACAGUUACAGCCUCCUGCUGUAAGGGCUUCCACAGAGGCUUCCUAGCAGGGGUGUCUAACUGGGCUUGGCAGUGAGGCUCAAGGAAGACUUCUGGAGGAUACUGUGCUGGAGCUAAAGGAUAAAAAUUAGCCAGACAGAAAGGGCAGGAGUGUUCCGGGCUUGCCCUCUAGCUGCACACCUCCGAAGUCGGGAGCGUUGCCUUAUUUUCGUGCUUUCUUCCUCCUUUAGGCUUCAAAAAUACACUGCUCUUGAGUUCUGUGACUUUUCUUUUAAGUGUGGUUAAUAGGGCAUUGGUAAUCAGUAGGCCAAGUGUGAGCAUUGGGAGUUCUUGAGCUUAUUGCUGUGCUGCAUUAGCGGCUUACCCGCCCUUUCCUCUCUGAGCAGCAGCAGCAGUCUUCGGGUUUAGUGGAGCCUGCAGGAACAGUCAGGAGAUGGCGCACUAAAAGUUGAAUGCUAAUUGAAUUUAAACGGUGAGGGAACCAAGGAGAGAAAGCAGUGUUAGCGAGUAAUUAUAAAAGUGUCCUUCUGUCCAUCAGCUGUUUUUUACCUUUUUACCUAAGCAUGUCGUUCCCACUCACCUUUUAGCCAGCUGUGAAUUCACACAGAUGUUCCUGUGACCUGAAAGAGACCCGAGGUCAAGUAAAGAUGAGCGGUUGUACUUGCAUUGGGCGUCAUUAAGGCACGUCUGAGUCUGCCUCCCUGGAAGUGAUCCAGCGCAGUGUACUGAUUGCACCUUGCCGUGACCCUGUCAGAGGUCAGGGAAACGGAGCCUUGCUGGUGGGAGCAGUUCACCUCUGGCCGCCUGUGUGAACUGGGCAGGAGAGAACAUUGAAAUUAUUCUCUAAGCUGUUUGAAGAGAGUGACUAAAUGCACCUGGGUCAGGCUGUCUGUGGGUAUGAAGUGGUUGGGAGACUCCAAGAACAUGGUGGUGAAUGGCAGGAGAAAUGGAGGCAAGUUGUCUGAUGACCAUCCGCAGACUCCAUCCAGAUUCCCGCAUGCGGGAAAGGACACCCUGAAGGCUGGCAGAAGUGCAGUUGACAGGAGGUCGAGCAGAUGUAAUGGUAAUUCUGGAUUCGAAGGACAGAGUCGCUAUGUACCAUCUUCUGGAAUGUCUGCCAAGGAACUUUGUGAAAAUGAUGACCUAGCAACUAGUUUGGUUCUUGAUCCCUAUUUAGGUUUUCAGACACACAAAAUGAAUACUAGCGCCUUUCCUUCGAGGAGCUCAAGGCAUUUUUCAAAAUCGGACAGUUUUCCUCAUAGCAACCCCGUGAGGUUUCGGCCUAUUAAAGGAAGGCAAGAAGAACUGAAGGAAGUGAUAGAGCGUUUUAAGAAAGAUGAGCACUUGGAGAAAGCCUUCAAAUGUUUGACUUCAGGCGAAUGGGCGCGGCACUAUUUUCUUAACAAGAACAAAAUGCAGGAGAAAUUAUUCAAAGAACAUGUAUUUAUUUACUUGCGAAUGUUUGCAACUGACAGUGGAUUUGAGAUAUUGCCUUGUAAUAGAUACUCAUCAGAGCAAAAUGGAGCCAAAAUAGUGGCAACGAAAGAGUGGAAACGAAAUGACAAAAUAGAAUUACUGGUGGGUUGUAUUGCCGAACUUUCAGAAAUUGAGGAGAACAUGCUACUUAGACAUGGAGAGAACGACUUCAGUGUCAUGUACUCCACGAGGAAGAACUGUGCCCAGCUCUGGCUCGGGCCUGCUGCGUUCAUAAACCACGAUUGCAGACCUAACUGCAAGUUUGUGUCAACUGGCCGAGACACAGCAUGUGUGAAGGCUUUAAGAGAUAUUGAACCUGGAGAAGAAAUUUCUUGUUAUUAUGGAGAUGGGUUUUUUGGAGAAAAUAAUGAAUUCUGCGAGUGUUACACGUGUGAAAGACGGGGCACUGGUGCUUUUAAAUCCAGAGCGGGACUCCCUGCGCCUGCUCCUGUUAUCAAUAGCAAAUAUGGACUCAGAGAAACAGAUAAACGUUUAAAUAGGCUUAAAAAGUUAGGUGACAGCAGCAAAAAUUCAGACAGUCAGUCUGUCAGCUCUAACACUGAUGCAGAUACCACUCAGGAAAAAAACAAUGCAACUUCUAACCGAAAGUCUUCAGUUGGUGUGAAAAAGAACAGCAAAAACAGAACGUUAACCAGGCAAUCUAUGUCCAGAAUUCCAGCUUCUUCCAACUCUACCUCAUCUAAACUAACUCACAUGAAUAAUUCCAGGGUACCAAAGAAACUGAAAAAGCCUGCAAAGCCUUUACUUUCAAAGAUAAAAUUAAGAAAUCAUUGCAAACGGCUGGAGCAAAAGACUGCUUCCCGAAAACUUGAAAUGGGAAACUUAGUACUUAAAGAGCCUAAAGUAGUUCUGUAUAAAAAUCUGCCCAUUAAAAAAGACAAGGAGCUGGAGGGACCAGUACAAGCUGGAGUGGCCAGUGGGUGCUUGACUAGACACGCAGCGAGAGAACACAGACAGAAUUCUGUGAGAGGUGCUCACACGCGGGGCGAGGGCUCCCCCUGUUCUUACAUCACCCGGCGGUCGGUGCGGACGCGGAUGAGCCUGAAGGAGGCCUCUGAGGUCAGGCUGGACCCAGACGCAGCGGACGGCCUCAGAGACAGCCCGGUGGAGCCAUGCGCAGACGAGGACGAGCAGCCAGUCCCUGGGCUGCAGGAGGAGAACCUGACUCGUGAAACCACACAGAAGGGGGACUCACAGUGUCACAAGAGUGACACCACCAUGUCAAAAAAGAAAUCACGACAAGGAAAGCUUGUGAAGCAGUUCACCAAAAUGGAGGAGUCUGCUCCGGGGCGUGAUUCCCCUGGGAGAGACAGCUCGGGGCCAGAUGUGCCAGGCUCCCAUUCUGACCAGGGGGAGCACAGUGGCACGGGGGGUGCGCCUGUGGGCUACACGGACUGCGCCCCCUCGCCCGUUGGUUGUUCAAUUGUUACGUCAGACAGCUUCAAAACAAAAGACGGCUUUAGGACUGCAAGAAGCAGGAAGAAGAGGCGGAUCACGCGGUAUGAUGCACAGCUCAUCCUGGAAAACAACUCCGGGAUUCCCAAAUUGACUCUACGCAGGCGUCACGACAGCAGCAGCAAGACAAACGACCAAGAGAAUGAUGGGAUGAAUUCCUCAAAAAUAAGCAUCAAGUUAAGUAAAGACCAUGAAAAUGAUAAUAAUCUCUAUGUAGCAAAGCUGAAUAAUGGAUUUAACUCAGGGUCAGGCGGUAGUUCUACGAAAUUAAAAAUCCAGCUGAAACGGGACGAGGAGGGUAGGGGGUCGUACGCAGAGGGCCUUCACGAGAACGGGGUGUGCUGUAGCGACCCCCUCUCCCUCCUGGAGUCCCGGAUGGAGGUUGACGACUACGGUCAGUACGAAGAGGAAAGUACUGAUGACCCCUCCUCCUCGGAGGGCGACGAGGAGGAGGAUGACUAUGAUGAUGACUUUGAAGAUGACUUUAUUCCUCUUCCCCCAGCUAAGCGGUUGAGGCUGAUCGUCGGGAAGGACUCCAUCGAUAUUGACAUUUCUUCCCGGAGGAGAGAAGACCAGUCUCUGAGGCUCAAUGCGUAAGGUCGUGGUCUUAACUUGAGCCGGGAUAACUACUUUAAAGAAAUAAAAAAUUCCAGUCAGUUAUUCCUCAACGGAAACGUUGCAGGGGCAGCACUUCUGCUGUGUCUUCCCUUAGAGCGUAAUACUGUAGAAAGUGUACAGCGUACUGACCCUUCCGAAGUCUGAUUUGUGCACAUUUUUAUUGUACUUUUUAACUAGCCUUCUUACGUGCAAUUCUGAGUUCGAGGUAAAGCCCUGUUGUAAAAUAAAGGCUCAAGUAAAAUUGUACAGUGAGAUCAACUUUCCACACAGGACGUUGAAAACAAUAAUGUGGCUACACAAUUCUUUUUAACUCUGAGAGCGUCAGCUGCUCUUUAAAAUACGACUGAACGAUAACUGAAAUCAUAGCAGCAGCAUAUUAAGGUUUUCUAGUACAUGCUAAUAUCACCAGCAAUGAUCUAUGGCUUUUUGAUUUAUUGGCUACGUGUCCCCCCUUUGGAGUUUUGUCAGUUGCGCACAGUUUGCUGGCCCAGGUGUGCUGUUUGUGGUCUCUGUUAAAGUAGCAAACCAGUGGUUGGGAGUCAGAUUGGUUUCUGUGAAAAAAGGAAGCCCAGUGACAUGCGUGCCCGCCGACUCUCAGGCACACGGUGUGUCCGAGGGCGGCGUGUGCAGGGUGAGUUCCAUGCCGCGUAUUUAUUGCUUGUCGUGUAAAUUAAAGACCUUGUAUUUAACACUUUCCGAUCCUUUUAGAUAAAAUUGUUUUUUGCAAGAAUGAUUGGUGCUUAUUUUUUCAAAAAUUUGCUGUGAACAAUGUGAUGACAACAAGAAACAACAUUUAUCUAAUGAACUACAGCUCUCUUAAUUUGGUUCUUCGAGUUUUCUGUUGCACUUGUAAAAUGCUACAAGGAAUAUUAAAAAAAAAAAUCUAUUCACUUUAACUUAUAAUAGUUUAUGAAAUAAAAACAUGAGUCACAGCUUUUGUUCUGUGGUAACCUAUAAAAAUGUUUGUCUCGGAAAUUCAGUGUAAAGAACUGAAAACAAUGUAUAUGUUGUAAAUAUUUGUGUGUUGUGAGAAAUUUUUGUCAUAAGAAAUUAAAAGAACUUACCAGGAAGGUUUUUAAGUUUAGAAAUAUUCAUGCCAAUAAAAUAGGAAAUUAUAAAUAUAUAGUUUAAAGCACUGCAUCAGUGGAAGUUCCUGGCUUAUGUUAGUUUAAUGUAUGAAAAUAUCUAAGAUACUUUGACUAUAUUAUCAGUUAAACAAAAAGAGGAGUCAGAUUUAAUUUGUUUUUUGAAGCACUUUGAGAAGAGAAAUUAAUUUUAAGUAACUUAAUGAGCGAAUUUUGGAUUACUACUUUAUGUUCAAUACCAGACUCUUUCUUGAUUUCUCUGGAUUAUUUUACAAAUCAUCGAACAAAGGGUUUGGGAACAUAAAUCUGUGGCAGGCGCUUGAUGCCACUGAGUCUCUUUUUCUGGGAAAGGUGAGUGAGCUGUGCUGAAAGACACACAAUGUCCCUAGGAGAACCAGCCUAGGGGAUUCGUGUGUGUCCUAGGAGAGCAGCCCAGGUUUGAAAUACAGCAAGGACACCUGUAGAAACCUCAAGUCCGACGGAGAGAACUCAGUGCUCACUGUCAUUGCUAAUUGAUUCCUACCACUUCCAGGUUGUGGGGACAGGAUUUAGAUUAAGUUCCUUAAAAUGAUUACCAGUCGAUUACAAAUAGAAAUUAAUAAUAUUCCUAAAAGUGUCUCAGAUUUAGAUUUCUUUUUCUCCUUGGUUCUCCAAGGAAGUACUUCUGUAGUCUCGUGUAGUCCCAUCGUUACGCAUAUGGUGCAGUUGGAUCCCUCAGGUACUGAUCGGGAAGCCCGUGGUAGACUUGGUCCCCACACUCACACCCCCUUUUGCUGCGUUGAGAAACGUUAGCCUCACACCGCAGGACAGCUGCGCAGGCCCAAGAGCCACUGUCACGGGGUACUUUACAGCCCGUGCCACUGAGGAGAGGUGAAGAUUAGCCCCUGUGUCCGGGGAAUACCAGAGAGCAGUGGGCCCCCUCUCAUCCCCACCUGAGCUUGGGGUGUUCUGAAAAAGGUCAGAGAGUAAAUCUUGAACUGUUUGAGUACCAACAACAGCCAUUUUGGGAAUUUCCAUUUUGUGGAAAAAGUAACAAAACAUCACUUUUCCCAUUUUUCUCCAUUUUUCAGCCUAAUUUUAGUAAUUUAUUUAUGGUGUUUUAAUUUUAUUGUGGCCUCAUCUUCGGAGGCUGACCUUCCCGUGGGUCUCAGAGCAGUGACGUUUGGUGACAAGUCACUGCCUCUCAGGAGUCGGUAUGCACAAGCACUCAGCAGCCACUGUUGAUGCCUUCUAGAGAAACCCAACCUCCGUUUGUCAAUGGGCGGGGCCUCGGGACUGUUCUGGACCUGUUGUCAAACUUGACAGUGUGGGAUGGCCAGGUCCACACACGCCAGUGACCUGUUUGGAAGAGGUUGCAUUCAAUAAAAUUUUUAGCUUGAACUUAUGCAAUGAUUGGUAAAGAUUUUGGCAUUGUACGAAUUAGGAAAUGAUCAUAGAAAUAUAUGUGAAGUAUUCAAUUUUCAAUCAUUUUUCAAAUUACUGUGUUUUAAAUUGUUUUGCUGAGUUGUAAUACUUUUGAGAUACAGUGUAUUCCUUGUACUGAAAGAAUGAAAAAGGAUUUUUCAGCAUUUGAGGUAAGUUCUUUAACGUUUCAUUAAAAACAUUUUUUACAAAUAUUUUGUACAUGCACUUGCAGUAUUGAGGUUAAUCAUUUUAAUAAAUUCGGAAAUUAAAACAAUUUGGCCAGUGUUCACUGUAUCUGAGAAAAAAAAAAAAGUGGUAGCUUUCUCCACAAGGUUUUUGUGUAAAGCGGAAUUUGUAACAUCAAGUUUCUAAAGCUCGUCAGCAGCGUCUGUCGAGUCUCCUGUUGCCGCUCAGUUUAAAGGACUGACUGCUUCUUGCACUUGAACUACAUCUGCUCCUAGCCCUUGAACCCAAGAAGUUUUCAAAAUGGAGCAGAAUGGCAUUUGAGGGCUUUUGCAAGCGAAUUACUAAGGGUCUCUGAUUGCUCAGGGUGUUUUUACCGCCAGAUUGGACAGGACCAGCAUACCACAACUGGCACGGGCCCUUUUUCCCAGUUGUGCUGCAUAACCUAGUCACAGGAAACAAGACUGGCUCAGGAGUCGGGCCACCUGCGCUGGCCCAGCUCUGCACCGUCCGAGGGAGCCUGAGCAAGCUGGGCCAGCUCCAAGCCUCGUUUCCUGGCACCUACACAGGCCUCAGCCAGGUACCGCUGUGGCCAGGUGGGGACGCCUAGUCCCAAAACCAGUUACAUGUCAGGAUACACUGCAUCCACACAAGAUGAGCGGUGCGUGCGGCUGACCGUUCUUGUUAAUGUGGUCUCUGACCUAGAGUCUCAGGUUUUCUCAGAUGAGCUACUCCUGUCCGGUAUUCAGGGGCAGCUCGCAGGAGGGCAGUGUGCCCCCACAGCCCUUGGUGAUUUCUGCCUCUCAAGUGCCGGUGUCCGGUCUGACGUGCCCCAUCCACAGAACCCAGUGUCCCUCAGCAAGGUAAAAACAAGCUGCAGGCCUAAGGGCACUUCUAGCCCCAGGGUUCCGGUAAGCAGAGCCCCGGUCUCUGACUUCUCCCCCGCCAGCUCCCCGGUGAGCGGGCAGCUCUGUGUCUGCUGACGCUGCAGCCCUAGGGGACAUGCAUUUGGAUCCUGACUCGGGAAAGGACACAGGGAUGUAUAGGUG